AUGAGCAUUGCUGCGUACUUGAUUGUGGCUUUUGUUGUCUUCUUCAUAGUGGUGUCUCUACCUUUUAUAUCAGGUAUAGCCUCCUACAAAAUCAAUGUCAGUAAUGGUUUAGGUGAUAAGAAACAUAAAUCUACGGAUGGUAAGAAGCUUGUAGAGUUCCAGCUUAGUAAGGGAGCCGAUUUGCAACGGAAACAUUACGAUAUUGAUGGGAAAACCGGGUUAAAAAGACGUAACAUUCGUAAAGUUGAUAGUAAUAUCUCAUCUUAUGACUAUGAUAUUGAAGAGUUAAUUGCUGAAGAUGAGAAGAUGGAACAAGAGGAAAAUGAUAGACGGUAUGAACAGUUUAAAGGAAAAGAGAAUGAAAGGGUUGAAGACUUGGCUUAG
This is a messenger RNA of Eremothecium sinecaudum, 384 nucleotides long. RefSeq names its product Exp1p (gene EXP1). Lineage: Eukaryota; Fungi; Ascomycota; Saccharomycetes; Saccharomycetales; Saccharomycetaceae. Bases 1 to 384 code for a protein of 127 amino acids. The transcript has a single exon. The record is from RefSeq and is a predicted model, not a curated record.